AUGUGUGGCCCGUUCAAGGGCUGUCAGGGCAUUUUGCGCCUCCUGGAAAUAAUCUUCAGCGCUUUAUCCUUCAUCAUCGUCCUCUUUAGAGGCAGGAUGGUGAGUCCGUGGGGUGUCUGGUGUGAGUUUGUGUGGGUUUUCUGCAUCAUUGUGCCCGUAGUGCUGAGCGUGGUUGAGCACAAAAUGUGGCACAUCCUCCUGGUCGCCUUCCUCCCCAACUGGGCUGACCUGACCUGCGGGCUGACCUCCCUGUGCGCCAUGAUGAUCACCUCUGCCACGGUCAUCUUUGCGGCCGUUUUCGUCUGCCUCUCCUGCAUCGGCAACAUCCUGUGUUUCAUCUUCUCUCUGGUUGCCACCCUUUUCUUCCUGAUUGACCUUGCAAUGCAAAAAAUGAAGUUUCCGAUAGGCUACCUGUCCAGCCUGAGAGGAGGACUCCGCACAGCAGAGGCCUUUACAGCGUGUAUUAUUCUCUCCGCUGCCGCUGACCACUUUGUUAACGGUGAAUUGGCCUUUCGCCCUCUCGGGAUGAUAUGCAGCAUCGUUUUGUUCGCCGUUUGCCUCCUGGUCACCGUGGUCAUCAUGGUUCUCCACCUGCUCAAGCUGCUGCAGUGUCUGCUCUCAUUCGGGCUGAGUACGAUGGAGCUGGUGUUUAACAUCGUGGCGGUGCUGUUGUACCUGCUCGCCGUCAUUCUCUGGUCCGUUUUCGGUUACAAACGCCACAAUUACAAUCCUUACAUCUGUCAGAAGUGUUCCUUCGUAGACAUGAAUACUGUUACCAUUGGAGCCAUCGUCAAUAUUGUCUUUUACAUCGUGGACCUGGUUUUAUCUGUCAAAUCUUGCUAG
Molecule: messenger RNA, 843 nt
Organism: Sebastes umbrosus (honeycomb rockfish)
Lineage: Eukaryota; Metazoa; Chordata; Actinopteri; Perciformes; Sebastidae
Product: myeloid-associated differentiation marker homolog
Exons: 1
Coding region: 1-843 (280 amino acids)
Cellular component (GO): membrane
Source: RefSeq, a predicted model, not a curated record